Molecule: messenger RNA, 1077 nt
Organism: Xiphophorus maculatus (southern platyfish)
Lineage: Eukaryota; Metazoa; Chordata; Actinopteri; Cyprinodontiformes; Poeciliidae
Gene: mrps26
Product: mitochondrial ribosomal protein S26
Exons: 4
Coding region: 129-752 (207 amino acids)
Cellular component (GO): mitochondrial small ribosomal subunit
Source: RefSeq, a predicted model, not a curated record
CACAAACAUGGCUGCCAUGUUGCGUCUCUAACGCUUGCCUCUCAAUGUUACAUUUUGUUGCUAGUUAAACACUGCAAUACUUUAAAGUAUCAGGAACAGUUACUAACUAGGUCUUUACAGCUACCGCCAUGUUCCAGGUCAUCGGGGGACGGAGCGUCCAGGCUGCCCGGCUCCUCGCGCCCAGGAGCGCCGUGCUCGUGGAGGCUGUCCGGGGCCGAAAGUCUCGGACCGACCCGGUGGCCAAGUCCAAAGAAGGACGGAUUAAAGUGCCUUCACCCGUCGACCCGGUGGAGAUGGUGGUGCUCAAGGAGAGAUACUCGGAGUACGAGCUCAUCAUGAGGGCGCUUCGGAUGGAGUUCAGGGAGGGGGUGCUGCGCAAAAAGUACGAGGAGGAAAUGGGCUCCCAGGCUGAACAGAGGGCGAGGCAGGAAGAGGAGGAGCAUCGCGCCCUGAUGGACUGGAAUAAUCAGGAAAACCUGCGGAUACUGAAAGCCAGAGUAUUAAGGAUCCAACAGGAAGAGGAGGAAGCUGAGAGGAAGAAAAUGGAAGCCGCCAUUCGGCGGGAACAGGAGCAGCAGGAGUUCAUCAGGCAAAAAGAGGAAGAGAUUUUGAAGCUGCAGGACGAGGCUAAGAACUUCGUCACCUUGGAGAACCUGGAUCAGCGAAUCGAGGAGGCGCUGGACAAUCCAAAGAAUUACAACUUUGCCAUCGACAAAGAGGGGAAAGUGGUGAAAAGGACGGCGAUGCAGUGAAACGGCCGAGUUCACGUCUGUGUGCGUUUCUUUUUUUUUUUCCUCCAUCAAGACUCAGAUCAGACUUCUGUCAUCCAUUUAAUGUUUUCUGAAAACCACUUCAUGCCUGCACCUGGAAGUGUAUAUUAUUGUAAAAAAAAUUUCUUUUUCAACAUAAAAGUAUAAAAACAUGAUGUGUAACAUACGCAUCAGACUUUAUUAAUUUCUAAAUGUUAACCAUGUUCUGUCAGAAUAUGUCAGAAAGAUAUUUGUAAAAUAAUUCUGACAUAUUCUAAUAACUGUGUUAGGAAACACAACUGCACAAAAUGCAACGUUUUCUCUUUUU